UUUUAAUCUUUAUAUUUUAUACUACUAUAAUCUUUACUAGCAUAAAGAUUGUGGUAGACUCCGGCGUUGUUCGUGUGUCAAAGUUGGAGACCGGACGCUUGAACGGUUACGUUUGCACUUUCAACGCUUUUCCUACGACCUCUUCGUUUUUACCGCUUACGGAGAAAGAUAAAAGGUGUUAAUCAUUCAGACUCUGUAUAAUACUUAACCAUUCAGAGGCAAAUCUCUUAACCAUUCAGACAUCUGAACCAUUAAGAGGCUGAAACAAACAGUCUGAACCAUUAAGUGCUGAACCAUUCAGACAUCUGAACCAUUAAGAGGCUGAAACAAACAGCCCCUUAUUCUUCAUGAUCCGUCCUAAAACAUCAUUUUGGAAUUGACUUCUUAAACUAUUUUGGCUCUUUUCAUUCGAACCCUCAACACUCGGCAAAUUAUAUUAUACAUUCGAUUGUACCCAAUUUUAGGUACAAUCAAGAAAUUAUUUAUGCAAAAGGCAAAAGCCUGUGAAGCACCUAAGAUCUGAGCGGGAAGAGGAUUGCGUAGCCGCAGCAGGGCCAUACCUGAGAAUGACGGAAUCAAUACCAUUCAAGAACCUCCAUAACAGAGAAUACCAUGGCCACAAGAAGAAGGUUCAUUCUGUAGCGUGGAAUUGCAUUGGCACUAAACUAGCUUCAGGAUCGGUUGAUCAAACUGCUCGCAUUUGGCAUAUUGAUCCCCAUGGUCAUGCCAAGGCAAAGGAUAUUGAAUUAAAAGGCCAUACUGACAGUGUUGAUCAAUUAUGUUGGGACCCUAAGCAUGCUGAUUUAAUUGCAACAGCAUCACUUGACAAGACAGUUCGAUUGUGGGAUGCUCGCAGUGGCAAAUGUUCUCAACAAGUUGAAUUAAGUGGGGAAAAUAUAAAUAUCACUUAUAAACCUGAUGGUACACAUAUAGCUGUUGGCAACAGGGAAGAUGAACUUACACUAUUGGAUGUCCGCAAAUUCAAAGCUAUACACAAGCGCAAGUUCAACUAUGAGGUAAAUGAGAUCGCCUGGAAUUUGACUGGAGAUAUGUUUUUUCUGACUACUGGGAAUGGAACGGUGGAGGUUUUAUCGUAUCCUUCUCUGCGCCUUGUUCAGACACUAAAGGCUCACACAGCUGGUUGCUAUUGCAUUGCGAUUGACCCGCUUGGCAGAUAUUUUGCUGUUGGAAGUGCUGAUUCCUUGGUCAGCCUUUGGGAUAUUAAAGAGAUGCUCUGUGUUCGAACGUUUACAAAGCUUGAAGGGCCUGUUAGGACAAUAAGUUUCAACCAUACAGGAGAAUUGCUCGCCUCUGCUAGUUUAGAUUUAUUCAUUGAGAUAUCAAGUGUCCAGACAGGACGUUCAGUUCACCAGAUUCCGUGUCGUGAUGCAAUGAACAGUGUGGAGUGGAACCCAAAGUUGAACUUGCUCGCCCAUGCUGGGGAUGAUAAAAACAAGUAUCAAGCAGAUGAAGGUGUUUUUCGCAUCUUUGGCUUUGAGAGUCCAUAGCUCUCUCGCAACCGGCGAAUGUGUCUUUCCAGUUCCAUCAUAAUUCGUAAUCUGAGCUACACAAUAUUAGUCUUCUUCUGGGACAAUGACCUCUUUUGGGGGGUUUCACUCAUUAUCAUGUAUGUGAUUUCACUAAUAGCAUUUUUGCUAUCUUCAUUUUCGUGGGUUCUUAUCUUUGAAAUCAAUUAUUCUCCCACAUAAAAUGUUCAAUAGUCACUUCUGGGACAACAUUAAAUCGAGCGAUGCUUAAGAUGCUGGUAUACGUAACUUUGUCACUCUGCUCAUAUAUGUGAAUGCAUCUAGUAAUUUUUUUGCUCUUCUUUGCAAAUCAGACUUCAAAAUUAUAUUAACCACUUCAAGAGUCAAAAAUUUACAAUGAUGCAUUUCAUAUAACUUCUUGUAUUACCAGUCUUUCAUUAUUCUUAUCUCCCCCUAAGGCUGGGAAUAUUUCAUCAUAAAGUUGACACUUAACUUACUUUGUUGUUAAUAUAUCUCCUAUGAAAAACUCUAAACAUUUAACAAUAGACAAGGAGUUAUAGCCAAUGUCAAUGCACAGUUUUCUACUUUAUAUUAAAUGCAUUGUGGGGGAGAGGGAAUGUAAGGCACACAAUCAAACAAUCAAAUAUUGUGAGAAGGGACAAACUUGUUUCUCUUCAGGAGAUAUCAAGUGUAAGAAACUCAAAGUUUUGAAGAUUUGACAUUUUAUUUUUAGGGAAGGAUUAAUAAAAAAUGAACAUGUGUACAUAAAAUACAUGUGAAGGAGAACUUCAGGUUCUCAUAUGUUGGAACUACAGGUUCCUUAUAAUAAGACCUUUUUUUUAUGGUUGAGAAAAAUAUCAAGAAUUC
Messenger RNA from Cuscuta campestris, 2354 nucleotides. NCBI's taxonomy places the organism in Eukaryota, Viridiplantae, Streptophyta, Magnoliopsida, Solanales, Convolvulaceae. The record is from the annotation of a GenBank genome assembly.